Thermochaetoides thermophila DSM 1495 is the source of this 2148-nucleotide messenger RNA. RefSeq lists its product as uncharacterized. The transcript is spliced from 6 exons. Gene Ontology annotation, cellular component: cytoplasm. Gene Ontology annotation, molecular function: oxidoreductase activity. The record is from RefSeq and is a predicted model, not a curated record. NCBI's taxonomy places the organism in Eukaryota, Fungi, Ascomycota, Sordariomycetes, Sordariales, Chaetomiaceae. The coding region runs from base 1 to 2148 and encodes 715 amino acids.
AUGGCGCCCCGACUCAAGUUCCUUUCAGUGGGUGGAAACCCAGUUUCGGCCUUCUUAUCAUGGCGCCUACAAGCGACGAAUGCCUGCGAUGUCACCCUCGUGUGGAAGGCAGGUUACGAGCACGUGGCGCAAUAUGGAAUCUCCUUCAAGUCGCCCGUCUAUGGCAACGAGCGCUUUAAGCCCCGGCAUGUGGUUCGGACACCAGAGGAGGCUGCCGCGCGCAAGGACAGUGCCUACGACUAUGUUAUUCUCUGCAUAAAAGCACUUCCCGAUAUCUACGACCUGGCGUCGGUGAUAGAUAGUGUCGUUACACCCCAGCACACUUGCAUCAUCGUCAACACCACGCAGGCCCUCGGGUUGGAGUCUGCUAUAGAGGAGCGGUUCCCGACCAAUGUCGUCCUGUCUCUCGUCUGCGGGGCCGAAAUCGCCCAACUUGGCGCCAGCGAAUUCGAGCACAAGCGGUCGACUGAGCUAUGGGUUGGUGCCGCCAACAAGAAUGCCAACAUUCCAGCUUCGAUUCAAGAGGACAUGGCACAAGCGCUGGCUAUGACUCUUAGCACUGGUCAAGUUGAUUGCAAGGUUUCGCCCAACAUCCGGCAGCAACAAUUUGAGCGAGUCAUUGGCCCAAUUGCCUUCAACCCCCUAACUGUGCUCUUCGAGACCCCAAACUACGCUGCGCUGCUUGACAAAGUAGGAGUGUCCAAGCUAGUUUCCGACGUCAUCGAUGAAUUGCUUGCGCUGGCAACAGCUUAUGGCUGCAAGUUCCCAGCCGAGUUCAAGAAGAAUACAAUUGACGAGUUCGCACGGUUGAACACUGAGAAUAUCAUGUGGCAGGACUAUAACGCCCGUCGUCCCAUGGAAGUCGAGACAUAUCUUGGUUCUCCUAUCAAACUGGCCAAAGAUGUGGGCGUGACUGUGCCACGGAUCGAAACUCUUUAUGCCAUCCUGCACAACCUUAACCUGGUGAACAGGAGUCGACCCAAAGCCGAUGUCACAGAGCCUCCGUCUGGCCAACCAGGAUCGCCUUCUGGUGCUCCUACUCCUGUUCCACGAAUGUCGGCACAGGGCAUGUCUAUGCCCAACAGCAUGCCAAAUGGCAACGGCAUGCCACCAGGCAGGCCGCGGCCGAGAGGCCCAAUGGGACCACCAGGCCCAGGAAUGCGUCGCCCCCCUCCUAGCAUGAAUGGUGGCCCGAACGGCUACAGCCGACCCCCUACCGGUAUGGGUUCACGCAACCCUUCACGGAGAGGUUCGAUGGAUGGGGGCGAUUUGGAGGAGUUUCGGGACCUUGUACUCUACGAUGAUAUCCCCGAAAGCGGUGAAGCCGGCGGCUACCCGCAACAACAGCUUACACCACAAGAGCUGGCCAUUAGGGAAAGGGAAUUGCAGCUGCGUCAACGAGAGCUUGCUUUGAGGGAGCAGGAGAUGAGGUUACGGCGAGCUGCGGCUGGCAUGGGUCCUGGCCCGAGACGGCCCCCUCCUCGUGGCAAUAUGUACGAUGACGAUGAUGAAGACGAUUAUGUCGACCCAAACGACCUCCCGCCAGCGCCGAUGAUCGACCCCGACAACUUCGACAUGAUGAGUGUGACCUCGAGGAAGAACCGGAGAGUGCCGAGUAGUCCUGCGCAGUUCCGCAAAAACCCCGAGGAGGAAAUCAACAAGUCCCGCAGCAGAUUCAGACCGAGUUUCGGGCGGCAUCGUUCUAGUGGAGCGAGUCAGCAGAUCAUGAAUACUAUUCCCGGCCUGCAUCAAGACAUCAUGGACGACCCUCUUCUCGGCUUCACUUCUAACCGGUACGGCAAUGUAGAUAGAGGGGCUAUUCAUCAGGCAGUGGGUUCUAGGGCAAAUUCCCUUACUGCUGCGCGGCUCGAUGACAUGCAAUACGGUUUGAACGGUAAUGGCCCUCGUCGGUCGAGUCAAUCCCCCGGAAACCCUUAUAGUCCACCGAUUACCGGUGGGCCGAUUGGUGGACGCCCAUCCCCUCCCGGACAGGUUGGUCCUCCGCAACCCAUGAAUGGCCGGCCAUCACCUCCGGACAGCGUCAGACAGCCAAUGCCUCGGUACCCGCCGGGACAAGGCAAUAUGGUGGCGCCGCAGCAGGUUGAGCAAUAUGCAGGGUCCAAUGGAGUCCUCGAGCAGAGUAGAUAG